AUGUCUGGUGGACAUAAAUGGGGAGGCAAUGGCCUCGUGCAAUACCGUCCGUUUUUCAACUUCGUGCGAUGGCAUAGCAUAUCCCUCACCAGUGUCUUGGUCACAAGUGACUGCACAGAGCCCCGAAGUCUCUUCGGGUUUCUGAAGGAGGUCAAGGACGCCACAUUGUUUCUACAAACACGUUUUUCGAUGGACUACCUGGGCACUGUCACGAAAAAGAAGCUAGCCCGCGACCUGGUUGAGUUACUUUUCCCCGCACCCAUGUAUCGUUCUCUUUACAAUCAGUGUCCUGGACAAGAUGUUCUUUGCCGCGUAAAGAAAAUGUGUAUCCCGCCUGUCGUUAAGUCCUUCUUUUUUAAACUACAUAGUGAAACAUUGCCUGUUAAGUCUUGGCUCCAGAAAAAAGGAAUUUUCGUACCAUGGUCUGUCGAUUGCUUGCUGUGCAAAAAACCCGAGACUAUUGAGCACGUCUUCAUUGAUUGUUGGGACGCGCUGUUUUUUUGGGAUGUUCUCCAAAGAACACUGAAAAAAGACCUAUGUAUCACGAGAGAAACGAUUCGAUUUCUACCAGUCGAUGCAUGCGAAGCGGUUCCUUAUGAUAUGUUCAUUGUACUCGGUUUAUUGAGCAUCUGGAAAACUCGCAUGGAAUUCCGGCAUGAGCAGAAAAUGAAAUACGACAUAAAAACCCAUGCAGAACUUGAUUUCAAAAUGUAG
Messenger RNA from Ixodes scapularis (black-legged tick), 714 nucleotides. RefSeq lists its product as uncharacterized. NCBI's taxonomy places the organism in Eukaryota, Metazoa, Arthropoda, Arachnida, Ixodida, Ixodidae. Bases 1 to 714 code for a protein of 237 amino acids. The transcript has 3 exons. The record is from RefSeq and is a predicted model, not a curated record.